This is a messenger RNA of Sorex fumeus (smoky shrew), 3586 nucleotides long. RefSeq names its product pantothenate kinase 3 (gene PANK3). Gene Ontology annotation, molecular function: pantothenate kinase activity; ATP binding. The coding region runs from base 119 to 1231 and encodes 370 amino acids. Gene Ontology annotation, cellular component: nucleus; cytosol. The record is from RefSeq and is a predicted model, not a curated record. Gene Ontology annotation, biological process: coenzyme A biosynthetic process. NCBI's taxonomy places the organism in Eukaryota, Metazoa, Chordata, Mammalia, Eulipotyphla, Soricidae. The transcript is spliced from 7 exons.
CGCGGGCCCCCCCCCCCACCGGCGCCUUGUGGCCCGGCCACCUCGGAACUGGCUGCCCCUGGCCCCUGCGCGCGUGCACCGGACCCCAGGCCGCCCUACUCCGCGCGGGCAGACCACCAUGAAGAUCAAAGAUGCCAAGAAACCCUCUUUCCCCUGGUUCGGCAUGGACAUCGGGGGGACCUUAGUGAAGCUCUCGUACUUCGAGCCCAUCGACAUCACGGCCGAGGAGGAACAAGAGGAAGUCGAAAGCCUGAAGAGCAUCCGCAAGUACUUGACGUCCAACGUGGCCUACGGGUCCACGGGCAUUCGGGACGUGCACCUGGAACUCAAGGACCUGACCCUCUUUGGCCGCCGAGGGAACUUGCACUUUAUCCGCUUCCCCACCCAGGACCUGCCCACCUUCAUCCAGAUGGGGCGCGACAAGAACUUCUCGACCUUACAAACGGUGCUCUGCGCCACGGGGGGCGGCGCGUACAAGUUCGAGAAGGAUUUCCGCACGAUCGGAAACCUCCACCUGCACAAACUGGACGAACUUGACUGCCUGGUCACGGGCCUCUUGUACAUAGACUCUGUCAGCUUCAACGGCCAGGCCGAGUGCUAUUACUUCGCCAACGCCUCAGAGCCCGAGCGCUGCCAAAAGAUGCCUUUCACCCUGGACGACCCCUACCCGCUGCUGGUGGUGAACAUCGGCUCGGGAGUCAGUAUUCUCGCCGUGCAUUCCAAAGACAACUACAAACGUGUCACCGGGACCAGCCUGGGUGGCGGUACCUUCCUGGGUUUAUGCAGUUUAUUGACUGGCUGUGAAAGUUUUGAAGAGGCGCUUGAAAUGGCAUCCAAAGGGGACAGCACGCAGGCGGACAAGCUGGUCCGGGAUAUCUACGGGGGAGAUUAUGAGCGAUUCGGGCUGCCGGGCUGGGCCGUUGCAUCCAGUUUUGGAAAUAUGAUUUAUAAGGAGAAGCGAGAAACUGUCAGUAAAGAAGAUCUCGCAAGAGCUACUUUAGUUACUAUCACCAAUAACAUCGGCUCUGUGGCACGGAUGUGCGCUGUUAACGAGAAAAUAAACAGAGUUGUCUUCGUGGGGAACUUCUUACGGGUCAACACGCUCUCCAUGAAACUUCUGGCCUACGCACUGGAUUACUGGUCAAAAGGCCAGCUCAAAGCCCUGUUUCUGGAGCAUGAGGGCUACUUUGGAGCAGUGGGUGCCCUUCUCGGACUGCCGAAUUUCAGCUGAAGCAUCCGACUUCUGCUGCUAGAUCCGGCUCAAGAGGAAGUGACAGCCAGGGGCGUCACAACCGCAUUAUUUGUCACUGGGAACCAAAGGAUUAAAAACAAAAAAAGAGUGAUUGAUUUUUUACAAUGUCCGAAUGGUAAGCUGCUAACCCGCCAUGCUCGGAGAGAGCACUGUACCGUGGAGUCUCUCUGCCCGAGAUGCUUCCCCCGAGGCGUGCGUGCGCUCAGAGCCGAACCCCUUCGAUGCAAUACGGCCUCUGAUGGCGCAGUUUCCUCUCCGGAAGGUUUUCUAUGUAUUUCCCGUAGCCAGCAUUUCAGUACUGUACGCUAAACAAAUCUUCUAAGAGUCUUUUUUUAAGUUCAUGAGAACGAUUGAUUUCUGAGUAUUUGUCCCACGUCUGUUCUCCGUGAGUAACGGUCACUCAGGAACAGAUGGUAUCCCGCCCCGAGGAAAGCUUCAUGAAAAUGGCAAUCAAACAAAGAUGAUCGUGUUUAUGUGAUUUUUUUUUUUUAGAAGCGUGAAGGCAAUAUUACUAUUAUAGCUUUCCUCUCACCUCGCCAAGAGCACGUGUAUGUGAUCUUUUCUCACUCUUUUAAGUGUGCAACUUUUCCGAAAGGCCACGGUUCCUUCACACGACGUUAAGUAUCCUAAUUGAAAAUGGAAUUCUAGGGGCUGGAGCAAUAGCACAGCGGGUAGGGCGUUUGCCUUGCACGCGGCUGACCCGGGUUCAAUUCCCAGCAUCCCAUAUGGUCCCCUGAGCACCGCCGGGGGUAAUUCCUGAGUCCAGAGCCAGGAGUAACCCCUGUGCAUCGCCGGGUGUGACCCAAAAAGCAAAAAAAAUAAAAUAAAAUGGAAUUCUAGAAAAUACACACAUGUGGAAACAUUGCACUUUCCAGAGAGAGAGAAUGCAUUGUGAGAUUUUUUUUUUUAAAAAAAAAACAAUUUUGGCUUAUUUAAAAGUCCACUCAAUGAGAUGCUUAGAUUAUUCUCUCCCCCCCAGUCCCUUCCUGGUUCUGAGGGUUGAACCCAGAGCCUUGAGCAUCCAAGGCAGGUGCUCUGCGCCGAGCCAGACCCUCAGCCCUUAGGAAGCAUAUUCUACUAGAAUAUGGUCCUGAGUGCAUCGGGAGGGUCCCGGGUUCUUUCUCUGCCAUAUUUAACUCAGGCCCAAACUUAAGUUAUUUCUCUUCAGUUAGGCCAAGCCUGUUCAGACUACAGAUGUUAUUGUAUUAUGGAGAAAAAAAAAUCACAUUUAUCAUAGACAUGUUAUGGAUAUCCCAAAGAUGAUGUGCUGUGACAUUCUGUGAGCCUGAGGCAAUAUUGAAGAACCUCACAAGGGUCAUUGUUCACUACAUUCCGGUUGUAAAACCAGAGAGUUCCAGAAUGCCUCCAUCUUGGGUCAUGGAACCGUUUGAGAAGCUGGGGCCAGAGCGAUCGCACAGCGGGGAGGGCACUUUGCACGCGGCCGACUUGAGUUCGAUCCCCAGCAUCCCAUAGGGUGUGCCAGGAGGGAUUCCUGAGUGUAGAGCCAGGAAGAACCCCUGAGCAUCACCGAGUGUGACCCAAAAAGCCAAAAAAAAAAGUUAUUAAAAUGUCCUACACUUUUCUAAGUUUUACAUUGGCAGUCGUAUAUUGGAGGCCCAACAAUUCAGCCAGAUUAUUCAAGGCGUAUUGUUUGGGGAAUAAAAAGGCUUGAGAAGCAAUUUGUCUCUUUAAAAAAUCUCACAAAAACUGGAUCUGCUUCCCAACUGUUUACAAUCGAGGAGGAAAGAAGUAUUAGAGAAACGUGUCUACAGAACACAGCCCCGCUCAGCCAGGGGCAACUUCCUGUUGCUUAUCCGAGGUGCUCCAUAUAGACUUUUCUCCUUGAACUCAAAUUCUGUGCUCAGAUACUUAGUUUUAUCUAAAGACAUGGACAUAUGAAUUUAGCUGAAAGAGUACAGGAGCGGGGGCUUGAGUUCUGGACUGUCACUUUAUUGGAGGGGAAAAAAAAUUACCAAGACCAGGCUUUUACGUUCAUGUUUUCAUUGUCGUUGCUUGGUAUAUUAGCCAAAAGCCAUACGCUCAAUUCAUUUGAAAUUUGUUUAGCUGGGCAUCUGUGCAGCGAUUAUUUUUGAAUAGUCGUAAUUUCCAAUUGUGUGUCCUUGACAAGUUGUACUGUAACAGAGGUUUAGAGCUGCCAUUUUAAGAGAAUGACCAGAUGACCUGUGCUAUUUUGUGCUCGUUGGGAACUAAAAUUCAUACUGUUCUCCUUGGAGGCGGAAGUGAACAACCGUCUCACUACGGUUAGUGCUUUUCUCGUGUAUAAUCUAAAAUUACUGGAGUGGGCUGGAGCACUGCAGGUAGGACGUUUGCCUU